UUUUUUGGUUCUUAUUGUCUUUUCUUUUUCUUUUUCUUUAUAGACGGUUAUAUAAAGAAUAUUUAUACAAUAUUACAUUCAUUCUUCUCUCUUUUCUUCGUUUCGUUCACCAUUUUAGCCUUCAUGACUCCUUCACCAAGGCAUCUUGAAAAUAACGAACGAUUGAAACUUCCACCUAUAUCCUCUAUGGAUGGUUAUAUACAAAAUCGAAACAUCAUGGCCCCCCCUCCGUUAUCACCUACUCCUCCAUGGUCAUUAUCCAAUAGCAAUACUCGCAUCGAUGAGCAAUCGAUUCAACCUCAGCAGCAACACCGCACAUCACUUCCCUCACUAGUAUCAUCAUUAUCAUCAUCACCAUCAUCUUCUUCAUCUAUAACUGCGCCCAUCAAUCAACAAAAUCAAUAUCAUUUACGACAACAUUCAUUACCUCAUAUCACAGCCACAAUUCCUAACACCUCUUCAUCAUCUUCAUUAUCAACAUCUGCUCCUUCUUCUUCUUCUUUGUCUAUACCUAAAUCAUCAACAAGACGACCUAGUAUUAUUUCACAACAGGAAGAAGAAGAAACACGUCGACGAUCUUCAUCAUCAUCAUCUCAAGAUCAAGCAAUCAUACGAAUAGAUAACGAUGUACAAGAGGUGAUUCGACAAUGUUAUUAUCUAAGCGAUAAUAUGACACAACAAAAACAUCUUUUACUUGAUCAAGAUUAUUUUUGUGACUCAACUAAGAUGCAACCCUGGCUAGAUGGAAUGAUUGGACGUGCGAACGAAGUAUUGAAUGCUUUAUUACGAUUACGAAAACAUCAAAUGGCUGCGGAAAUAGCUCGAUUACAUGGAAAUGAUGGUGAUGCCACUCUUAGUGGGAAUGAUGAUGAUAAUGAUUCCCUUCAGGGUCGUAACCAAGAAAAUGAAUCAUCAAACAAAAAAACCAACAAAUCAUCCAAAAGAGUAGAUGCCAAUUUUCAUUCUAUACCACAAAAGAAACGAGGCCGGCGUUCUGUGUUUCAAGGUCGAUGUCAUUCUUGUAAUAUCUCUGAAACACCUGAAUGGCGACGAGGUCCUGAUGGAGCAAGAACUUUAUGCAAUGCCUGUGGAUUACAUUAUGCUAAGCUUGCUAGGAAAAAGGCUGAACAACAAAAAGAUCAAGUGAAAAAUGGAAAACGAACGGCUUAUGAUGUACUGGUAACUGAUUUAUCUAUGCAAGACUAUGAUUCCAUUCGUAGACCUAGGCGUACUCACCCUCAAUAUUCAAAACCAUCUUCUCCUCUUUUUGAUGAUGACAGUGAACCUCGUCCUUCUGAAAAUAUUAUUCCUUCACCUCCAACUCCUUAACCUUCAAUUUAUUAUUGUAUUAUUGUAUUAUUGUUUUAUCCUUGUAUUCUUUUGUUUUUUUUUUAUUUUACUUUUUAUUUUACUUUCUUCUUACUUUUUUUUUUGUGCAUCAUCCAAAAACUUUUUGUUCUUUUCUUGUCAUUUUUUACCGUAUUCGGUAGACCCCACUAUUUUCUCAAUAAAUCAAAUCUUUCCUCAAUCUAUGGCGUUAUAUAAAAAAGGCAAAAAGUCCCUUCAAUAGUAUAUAUAUAUCUUCUUCCUCUUUUUU
Messenger RNA from Halteromyces radiatus, 1597 nucleotides. RefSeq lists its product as uncharacterized. Bases 124 to 1329 code for a protein of 401 amino acids. The transcript has 6 exons. Gene Ontology annotation, biological process: regulation of DNA-templated transcription. NCBI's taxonomy places the organism in Eukaryota, Fungi, Mucoromycota, Mucoromycetes, Mucorales, Cunninghamellaceae. Gene Ontology annotation, molecular function: sequence-specific DNA binding; zinc ion binding. The record is from RefSeq and is a predicted model, not a curated record.